This is a messenger RNA of Lutra lutra (Eurasian river otter), 6356 nucleotides long. It is a transcript of the gene CREB5, whose product is annotated as cAMP responsive element binding protein 5. The transcript has 12 exons. Gene Ontology annotation, molecular function: cAMP response element binding; DNA-binding transcription factor activity, RNA polymerase II-specific. The coding region runs from base 126 to 1652 and encodes 508 amino acids. Lineage: Eukaryota; Metazoa; Chordata; Mammalia; Carnivora; Mustelidae. The record is from RefSeq and is a predicted model, not a curated record. Gene Ontology annotation, biological process: regulation of transcription by RNA polymerase II.
CUUCACCCGGGCUCCGCUCUUGCCUUCUCCACACUUGUUUGAAGUUACUAGAAAGAAAGGAAGAAAAAAAAACCUGAUUUGGUGACUGCAAGAAACAACACGUUGCUGAUUUUAUUCUGCGAAUAAUGAUUUAUGAGGAAUCCAAGAUGAAUUUAGAGCAGGAGAGGCCAUUCGUCUGCAGUGCCCCAGGCUGCUCUCAGCGCUUCCCCACAGAGGACCAUCUGAUGAUUCAUAGACACAAGCAUGAAAUGACUUUGAAGUUCCCCUCAAUAAAAACAGACAAUAUGUUAUCAGAUCAGACUCCGACUCCAACGAGAUUCCUGAAGAACUGCGAGGAAGUGGGGCUCUUCAAUGAGCUGGACUGCUCCCUAGAACAUGAGUUCAGGAAGGCUCAGGAGGAGGAGAGCAGCAAGCGGAAUAUCUCGAUGCAUAACACAGUUGGUGGGGCCAUGGCGGGGCCCGGAGCUCACCAGCUUGGCAGCACCCGGAUGCCCAACCAUGACACCAGCGUUGUGAUUCAGCAAGCCAUGCCGUCACCCCAGUCCAGCUCUGUCAUCACACAGGCACCUUCCACCAACCGCCAGAUCGGGCCUGUCCCAGGCUCUCUAUCUUCUCUGCUACAUCUCCACAACAGACAGAGACAGCCCAUGCCAGCCUCCAUGCCUGGGACCCUGCCCAACCCGACGAUGCCGGGUUCUUCUGCCGUCUUGAUGCCAAUGGAGAGACAGAUGUCAGUGAACUCCAACCUUCUGGGAAUGCAAGGUCCAAAUCUGAGCAACCCCUGUGCUUCUCCCCAGGUCCAGCCAAUGCAUUCAGAAGCCAAAAUGAGGUUGAAGGCCGCGUUGACUCACCACCCUGCUGCCAUGUCCAAUGGGAAUAUGAACACCAUGGGACACAUGAUGGAAAUGAUGGGCUCCCGGCAGGACCAGACGCCACACCAUCACAUGCACUCACACCCGCAUCAGCACCAGACACUGCCAGCCCAUCACCCGUACCCACACCAGCACCAGCACCCAGCCCACCACCCUCACCCUCAACCCCAUCACCAGCAGAACCACCCACAUCAUCACUCCCACUCCCACCUCCACGCGCACCCUGCACAUCACCAGACCUCGCCACACCCACCCCUGCACUCCGGCAACCAAGCACAGGUCUCACCAGCGACACAACAGAUGCAGCCAACCCAGACAAUACAGCCGCCCCAGCCCACAGGGGGCCGCCGGCGAAGGGUAGUGGACGAGGAUCCUGACGAGAGGCGGAGGAAAUUUCUGGAACGGAACCGGGCAGCUGCCACCCGCUGCAGACAGAAGAGGAAGGUCUGGGUGAUGUCACUGGAAAAGAAAGCAGAAGAACUCACCCAGACAAACAUGCAGCUUCAGAAUGAAGUGUCCAUGUUGAAAAAUGAGGUGGCACAGCUGAAACAGUUGUUGUUAACGCAUAAAGACUGUCCAAUAACAGCCAUGCAGAAAGAAUCACAAGGAUAUCUAAGUCCAGAGAGCAGCCCUCCUGCCAGUCCUGUCCCAGCUUGCUCUCAGCAGCAGGUCAUCCAACACAAUACCAUCACCACUUCCUCCGCCGUGAGCGAGGUGGUGGGAAGCUCCACCCUCAGUCAGCUCACCACUCACAGAACAGACCUGAAUCCCAUCCUUUAAAAUCUGCUGGUGGGUCAGACCUUGCCUCCAAGAAGAGCUGUCGCAUAUCAUGCGUCCUUUCUUUUAAGGGCAUUUUUAGAAUUAACUCAGACCUGGAAGACUCCUCAGCCCUUCAGAGACUGGCUUUCAUUUUUAUAGUUAUUAUGGAAAUGUCGUCUUUUAUACUUAGUUAUAUAAGAAAAAAAAGGGAGUUAUGCAAUUAAUUAAUCUAUCAGCUUGGGAAAUGCUUUGGUGCUUUUCUCCAAUUUUCUGGUACCAGUUAACUUGUUUAUAAAUUGAACUCUUUCUGUAUAUAGACACGGUUUCAUUCUUAUCAGUCCAACCCUUUGCUUGAAACAUCGAACCUUGUUAAACCGCAGCUUUUAGCCAAAAUGAGGCAUAACCUAGAUGUCAAGUAAACGGAUGCGAGGUAACUGGGUGGUGAGUCUCAUGACAUUGUAACACACGUCGAGUUUGUGCUGUGAUGUCGCCAGAAUUCCAGAUAAACACAGAGCCUUUUCCAUAAUUUUGUCUCUUCCUACAAAAAAUCCUAAGACCCACUGAUGUCCAAAUAAAGCCACCGAGCAUCUCACCCACCUCCACCUCCUCCCCUUGGUCCACUUCCUUGAAUUAUCCUCUGAUUUCCUCCAAUCUUCCUUUCCAUUUCCACUUUUUCCUGGGCUCCCUGUGAACUCUUUAUUUUUACUUUCUGCUGUUUUAUGUUUCCCCCUUUAGAAUUGCACAUAAAAAAGAAAAAUAAUGCUUAAAGAGGAAAAAAAAGCAAAUCUCAAAAAUAUGGAUCUAGCCAUUGCUUUCCUUGCCCAUGACCCACAGCUGGAGUUCAUUCACCUCUUGCUUUUUACAAAAUAGUAAGCAGGAGAUGUUUAAUGUGCCUGAUUUAAUGUUUUUAAUAAUCAGAGCAAAUAAAAGGUGGCUUAGCCAUAGGUGAGGCACUGUUGAAUGCCAGCUGUGGAGACACCAGGGAAGGGAGCCUUCUAAGCCUCGAUUGUGAAGGUCCAGAUUAUGAUGCAGGCUAUAACAUCACACCCUCGAAUUACAACUGGUUUAUAUGGCCUGUCUAUAAGGUUGAAAAUCCAUGUGCUGUAUAAUAAUUCAGAAGGGCUCUAUUCACUACACAUAUUACAUUGUUCAAUCAUCAGCUGCUAAUAGAUUAAGAUUUAUUAUUAUUUUUUCUCUUAAGCCUAUGGAACUGGCUCUGCUGUUCUGGUGGGUGAAAGUAGACGUACCACUGGAGGAGCAAAGAGAAAGAGAAAACCUAAUGUUUCCACAGGGGUGCUUUCAGCCCUCCCAGAACAGCCAAAGCCUUUGGCUGCUGAACGAAUCCCAUGGAUGUGGCUACUCCACUCUUCUGAAUAAUUCUGAUUUAUAUUUCCAAGAACUUUCAUUGACUUGCCUAUUACGGAAAGUAGAUAGUCCCGAACCACAGUUGUGCCUCAUUGAAACAAGCCAUUCUACUGUGUCAAUGUUUUAAUAUCACAUCUCACAAGUAACAGGGACUAAUGUUUCCCUCUAGCAGUCUAGACAGGUGCUGGUGUUUCAUCUCCAUUUGAAUGCUUGACCUAACAUGAGAGAGUGAGUGUGUGUGUGUGUGUGCGUGCACGUGUGCACAUGUGUGUAUGUGUGUUCAUGGGAUUUAAAAUAAUAUUAUUUACAAAAGGUGUAGCUUUUAUAAGCAUUCAGGAAAGGGAAAGACAUGUAUGGGUGUGUGUCUAUGUGUUUAUCUCUCACUAUAGCAUAACAAUCUAUUUUGGAGAAAAAAAAUAUGAGGGUCAUGAAGCAUGAUUUUUAUAACUAGUUUCAGUUUUAUCGAAAAACUUACUUUUCAAAUCAGUAUUUAUCAGCAAUUUUUUUUUUUAAUGUAUGCAGUGCUUUCAAAAGAAAGUUUUGAGUGUCCAGAGAAACUCAUGACUGGCUAUGUGAUCUAAAAAUCCAAACAAAAGCAAAAACAAAACAAACACACACACACAAACAAAAAAAAAUUUUUUUUUAAAGAAAAGAAAAAAAUGCAAAGGAUUUUCUAUUAUAUUUUAGACAAACAUAUCUCUUUUUAAGUAUUUUAAAUACUGAAUCCAUAGUUGUUUUAUUUUGCAUCCCAGCAGUAACAGCUGAACGAUUGACCCUAACUGGCUUCCUAAGAAAUAUUUAAGAUAUAUCUGUAUUCUGAUAUUAAAUUUAAUUUUUUCAAAACUCCUUUCUAGGACCAUGUAUGUGUCUCUCUAAAAAAGAAAACUCAUUGAAAUGUUUGCUUGGGUUUUAAAUUUUUUUAUGUUUUUCUUAUUUUUUGCUUUAAGUAAACAAAAACUUUUCUUUCUUUACUGCAUGCAUAGCACUUAAUGAAAUGGAUUUUUUAAAAAUCCACGGGUAAUAUCAGAAUGUCCAGGGAAUGGGCUGUCACUAAAAUUAUGGUUUACUUUACUUCUGUUCCACCUCUUGAUUGAAUAUUUAGUUGUUAAGCUGAAAGCCUCUGUAGUGAAGAACUUGCUUGAGUUUCUUAAUUCAGCAACUUGACAGUUUGACUGAUGUGCAUUAUAUAGAGCUCAAUUAUGUCUGUUUUUUAUGCUAAAUAGGCAAACUAACCAACCACACACACACACACACACACACACAUUAGCAAACGGCCCUCAAUGUACAAUUAGAAUAAACUGUCUUCUUGUUACAUUUAGAGCCUUUAGGUAUGUUCAUUAGCAGUGUGGAAAUACAGUAAAAUGGAAGAUGCCAGCUCGUUGUCAGAGUGUCUUGAAAACCUGAACAGAAAGGCUUGUUGGUCAAAUCCACACUCAGCUUAUCAAUAUUAAGUACUUCACUGGAAGGUCCAGCCUUCACCAGACCAUGGAACAAUCGGUCUGCCUGAAAAACCCCUCUGUGCCCUCCAUUUUUUGCCAAUCUGGGAAAACAUCUUUUUUUCUGCCCCAUUCUCCUCUCCCACUCAAUUCCUGGUCAUCCGCCUGUAUCUUCACCGAGCCAGUGUAAUGACCUUCAGAGCACCCAUCCUGAGGAAGGAAAGGCCCUGCAACACCGCCUCUCCUCAUUCGUGUGUGGGUUUUUUAUUGGCAGCAUCUGCCUUUGAAGUCACUGCCAGCCUACCUGAAAAUUUCUACAGUGCUUCCCUUGCCUUCUGUGAUGGGACCCGACUUAGGUACCCUGAUGGCAUUUUUACCAGGUGAUCCUAAAUUGAGGCGUUCACAUUGUAUUUCUUCUUAAGACAUUUCCCAACAUAUGACGCCAGGACAGGUGGAGUAAAUCCUAAGGAUGAACGUACUCAUUUUAAAGUCUGUCUUAAGCUGAUGUUUUCCCUUUACACCUCCAUUCACCCCUCCCUACCUCCAUGUUAGUGUGCGCGAGCGCCAGUGUUCACAUGGUCCGUGGGAGAUGGCAGUUUCUGUGGUGUCACUGAAUGAAUGGUGAUAAUUUGGGUGACUCACUUGGAGCAAAGCUCUUUGGAGCCUAGCUGGUCAAAGAAAUCAAAUGCAGCACCUGUUCUGAACAGAGGGGUGUCAGUGAUGGAUGUUCAGGGAGUUGGGUCGCUGUUAUGUCAAUUUCAGUGUGUCAGUUGCGUUUGCCAUUAAAAUCUGAAACCAGCUGCGGUGAAAGACCAGCCUUUGGCUGGGGAGUUUUAAGCAUCAGUAACUGCUAUCAAACUAGCCAUCCAGUUAGGAUAGAAUGUGCUUGUUUUUGGUUAAUAAAAACCAUCGAAGAAAAUAUAUUUGUAUGUAUGUGUGUAUACAGUGGAAUUCAAGGACCAAAGCAAAAUUUGAACAGGAAUCUAUUAAUUUAGAAUUUUAUAAGAUAUUUAUUAAUAAAUGUUAUUUUGAAACAUUCCAUUUGAACAGUAUUCUUCUGUAGGAUCUACUUGUUUUUAAAGUAUUAGUUCAUAAUAAACUACUCUAGAUGUGUAUAUCUUCAUUUUUCAGGGUUUCAAACAGCUAUUCUCCAUCAUGUGGUGGAAGUAUUUCGCUUAGAUCUCUGUGCAUAGAAAUUUCAAGGAUUUUUAUUGCUCUGUGAGUUAUUUUUUAAUCUAUGUUCUGAACGGUUUUUUUAAAACAUUCUUUUCUCUUUUUGUCUUUUUUUUUAAUUCUUAAAGUAAGCUCUUUCCUUUAGGAAGCAGAGUUCAGCUAAAGGGAAUCAGUAACUAUAACUGGAACAGCUUUCUUACAAAAGUGUAGGACCUCCACCUCUGCUUCUCUCCACCCCACCCCGAUUUCCUAGAAUGCCUUGCACUAUUCAGCUUCCUUAGUGCUCCCUUUGUCCAGUCCCAAACAAUGUGCCGUAGCUUUAAGCCAUUCAAGUUCCAUUAUGCAGUAUAUCUGAGAAGGAAAAGGAAACAACCCAUUUAAAUUUGAAUAAAACUGUGCCUAUGCGAACAGUAGCAAUUUAGAGUCUCUCUUCUGCUUUUAAAAUAAUUUAUAUUUUAAAAUUGCACUUUAGCUUUUUCAAUCCCUGUUUCUCUGGUUCUUUCUCAAAGACCCUCCCUUUCCUCAGACUUGCCUUCUGCUCUCCUCUUUCCAACUCCCCACCCUUCCCCUCAGGCUCUGAGCUGCAUCAUUUAAAAUACUUUACAGAAUAUUUGCACCAGGUACAUGUGCGUGCGUUCCUUAGUAUCCUAGCAAAGACAUGUUCCUCAUGUCAGCCUAGAUGAAGCCUGCUACGAGAAAACCAAGGAGAAGAGCCAGUUUAUACUCUUUAACCCUUUAUUCAUAGCAUGUU